ACCGUGAGCCAUUUCGUGCCGAAUCAAUUGUGCUUGUUUUUGUGUUUGUAUUGAGCGAACGAUAAGAUUCCUUGUUUUCAAUGGAGGCUUUCUUCAAUUCCCAAUCGUCUUCGAGAAGCCGCUGGAGUUACGAUACUCUCAAGAAUUUCCGCGAGAUCUCUCCGGUCGUUCAGAAUCACAUCAAACGAGUUUAUUUUACGUUAUGUUGCGCUGUUGUGGCUGCUGCUGUCGGAGCCUUUCUUCAUGUAUUGUGGAACAUUGGGGGUUUUCUCACUACGGUGGGGUCUAUUGGAACCAUGGUUUGGUUGCUAUCGACACCCCCUUUUGAAGAGCAAAAGAGGUUGUCUCUGUUGAUGGCUUCUGCCCUGUUUCAGGGCGCUUCCAUUGGACCUCUGAUUGAUCUGGCGAUAGCCAUUGAUCCUAGCCUUAUCUUUAGUGCUUUCGUGGCGACUUCCUUGGCUUUUGGCUCUUUCUCUGCGGCAGCUUUAGUUGCAAGGCGUAGGGAGUAUAUCUACCUUGGUGGUUUGCUUUCUUCUGGGCUGUCCAUCCUUAUGUGGUUGCACUUUGCUUCCUCUAUCUUCGGGAGCUCAAUAGCGCUCUUUAAGUUUGAGUUGUACUUUGGGCUUUUGGUAUUUGUAGGCUACGUCAUAGUAGAUACCCAAGAAAUUAUUGAGAUGGCUCACUUUGGUGACCUGGAUUAUGUGAAGCAUGCAUUGACACUGUUCACUGAUUUGGCUGCAAUCUUUGUGCGAAUUCUUAUUAUAAUGUUGAAGAAUUCAGGCGAGAGAAACGAGAGGAAGAAGAAAAGGAGAGAUUAAGUGACUGACUGGCUGGGCUUGGACAACUCUACACUGUCUUAGAUCAUGGAGAAACAAAGAAAACAUAGUUGUUUGUAUAGCUUUUGUUGUUACCCAUGUGUAGUUAGUUAGCUAGCCAUGUGUUUACUUCAAUGGUAAAUAAAAUGUCAGGAUAUCUUUUAAACAUCUUAAUUUGUAUCACUAAUAAGCAUAAUCUAUCGUGUAAUAUGAUAUCACUUUUUGUUUAAGCAAUAAGCACUAUGCUGGGUUUCGAAAAA
Molecule: messenger RNA, 1075 nt
Organism: Vigna angularis (adzuki bean)
Lineage: Eukaryota; Viridiplantae; Streptophyta; Magnoliopsida; Fabales; Fabaceae
Product: bax inhibitor 1
Exons: 6
Coding region: 81-818 (245 amino acids)
Cellular component (GO): membrane
Source: RefSeq, a predicted model, not a curated record